AUGGCACCGAAGGAUGAAGAACUUACUGCCUUUCGCACCCCUAAAGGUAUAUACUGCUACAAGGUAAUGCCUUUUGGUUUGAAGAAUGUUGGUGCUACAUAUCAAAGUGCCAUGCAAAAUAUUUUUGAUGACAUACUUCAUAAAAACAUGAAGUGUUAUGUUGACGACUUGGUGGUAAAGUCAAGGAAGAAAGAUGGUCACUUGCAAGAUUUGAGGAUGGUAUUUGAAUGGCUUCGGAGAUACCAACUCAGAAUGAAUCCGUUGAAGUGCGCCUUUGGAGUUACUUCUAGGAAGUUCUCGUUUUUAUUGUUCGACACUGAGGUAUCGAAAUUGAUCAAGCUAAGCCCCAUACCUGGAAAGCCAUUAAUAUUAUACAUUUCAGCACAGGAAAGGUCAGUGGGAGCACUACUAGCUCAAGGAAACAACGAAGGCAAAGAAAACGAACUUUAUUACUUGAGUAGGAUGAUGACGCCAAAUGAGCUCAAGUAUUCACCUAUUGAGAAGUUAUGUUUGGCACUUGUCUUCUCCAUUCAGAAGCUGAAGCAUUACUUCCAAGCUCACGUUGUGCGACUCAUCUCAAGAGCGAAUCAUAUCAAGUUUGUCAUGUCUAAACCAGUACUAAGUGAUCGAUUAGCGAGGUGGUACCUCCAAUUUCAACAAUUUGAAAUUGUGUAUGUUCCUCAAAAGGCGUUGUCUGAUAAAUUGCCUGAUGAAGAUGCAAUGGUCAUAGAAAUUCAACCUCCUUGGAAGAUGUAUUUUGAUGGCGCUGCACAUCGUGAAAGAGUUGGCACUGGAAUAGUGUUUAUCACUUCUCAAGGAGAAGUUUUGCCAUAUUCUUUCACACUGACACAACAAUGCUUCAAUAAUGUUGAUAAAUAUCAAGUACUCAUACUUGGGCUUGAAAUGGCUGUGGAUAUCAAACAAUUCUAUAAGGUCAAGAAGCCAGACUUGGUGCCAUAUCAUAAAUAUGCUCAAAGAUUGGUAAGUUGGCUUGGAGAGGUAACUAUUCAACACGUGCCGAGAAAGGAAAAUAAGAGAGAUGAGGCAUUAUCAACCUUAGCUUCUACAUUAUCUUUGCCUGAUCAAACACAAGUCGUUAUUUGCCAAAGAUGGAUAGUUCCUCCACCAAAUGACUAUGAGAAAGAAAAAAGCGAAGUCGAGCAUCUUGCUUCUGUUCUUGAGGUUGAAAUUGAAGAUUGGCGACAACCAUUAAUCGAUUAUCUUUGUUAUGGGAUAUUGCCAGAAAAUCCCCGAAGGAAGACAGAAAUUCAAAGGAGAGCCCCUCGUUUUCUUUAUUACAAGGAUACACUCUAUAGACGAUCAUUUGAUGGGGUGCUCUUAUGUUAUUUGGGGACUGAUGAAUCCCUUCAAGCCCUGCAAGAAGCACACUCUGGAGGUUUGGAUGUUGUUGGUACAUUGCCAAAGUCUUAUGGUGGACAUCUAUACAUUUUGGCUGCGACUGAUUACUUCUCAAAGUGGGCUGAAGUUAUUUCUCUUAAGGAAGUAAAGAAGGAAAAUGUGGCUAAAUUCAUCCGAGUCAAUAUUAUCUAUCGCUUUGGCAUUCCUCGAUAUAUAUUGACGGACAAUAGUAAGCCAUUUGAUAACAAGUUGAUGAAUAAGAUAUGUGAUCUUUUUGGCUUCAAGCAACGCAAUUCCUCCAUGUAUUAUGCUGCUGUCAAUGGACUUGCUGAAGUAUUUAACAAGGCACUCUGCAACUUGUUGAAAAUGGUUAUCUCUAAGUCUAAGAGAGGUUGGCAUGAGAGAAUGGAAGAAGCUCUUUGGGCAUACAGGACCACAUAUCGCACACCAACACAAGCGACUCCUUAUUCACUUGUUUAUAGAGUUGAAGCAGUCCUUCCACUUGAGCGUCAAAUCCCGUCAUUGCGGCUUGCCAUUCAAGAAGGACUCACUGAUGAAGAAAAUGCCCGGUUACACCUUGAAGAAUUGGAAGCUCUUGAUGAAAAGAGUCUAGAAGCUCAACAUAGCCUUGAAUGA
Nicotiana tabacum (common tobacco) is the source of this 1995-nucleotide messenger RNA. The record is from RefSeq and is a predicted model, not a curated record. NCBI's taxonomy places the organism in Eukaryota, Viridiplantae, Streptophyta, Magnoliopsida, Solanales, Solanaceae.